This is a messenger RNA of Cylas formicarius (sweet potato weevil), 802 nucleotides long. It is a transcript of the gene Rab27, whose product is annotated as ras-related protein Rab-27A. The transcript is spliced from 5 exons. Lineage: Eukaryota; Metazoa; Arthropoda; Insecta; Coleoptera; Brentidae. The record is from RefSeq and is a predicted model, not a curated record. Gene Ontology annotation, biological process: positive regulation of exocytosis; melanosome transport. Gene Ontology annotation, cellular component: secretory granule; melanosome. The coding region runs from base 159 to 791 and encodes 210 amino acids. Gene Ontology annotation, molecular function: GTPase activity; GTP binding.
AUGUUACAUUUUUUUAGUCUGUUUCUAUUUUUUUUUAAUAUGUUUUGUUUAUAUUGUAUUUUUUGUAGUUUUGAAACUAAUUUGCAAUGUUCAGACAACUGAACAAACUUAUUUAAAAAUUUUAAAAUCGCCUUUUUCAUUUUUUUUUAAUUGUAGGAAUGGAUUAUGAUUAUUUAAUAAAAUUUCUGGCUCUCGGAGAUUCAGGAGUGGGAAAAACCAGUUUUCUAUAUCAGUAUACUGAUGGUAGUUUCAAUUCUAGAUUUAUUUCAACAGUUGGUAUUGAUUUUCGGGAAAAGAGAAUGGUUUACCAGUCCAAGGGCAGAAACCAUCGAAUUCAUUUACAACUUUGGGAUACUGCAGGGCAAGAGAGAUUUCGUAGCCUAACAACAGCAUUUUAUCGGGACGCAAUGGGUUUUUUACUACUGUUUGAUUUAACUAAUGAACAGUCAUUUCUCGAGAUUCGCAACUGGAUCGAACAACUGCGGCUUCAUGCCUAUUGUGAUGCUCCCGAUGUAAUUCUUUGUGGAAACAAAGCAGAUCUUGAGGAUAGAAGGGUUAUCACUGAAUGGCGAGCAAGGGAAUUCGCGGAAAAAAAUGGUCUUCCAUAUUUAGAAACGAGCGCGGCCACUGGACAAAAUGUAGCCAGAGCAGUAGAAACCUUGCUGGAGAGAGUCAUGAUUCGCAUGGAAUUGGCUGUAGAUUCUGCAUUAUUGCCUGACUCACGAAAUCGUCCUAAAGACUGCAUCAAACCAGAGCUCACUGACCCCCCUUCUCAUAAUUGUAAUUGUUAAAGCAAACAUUU